This is a messenger RNA of Symbiodinium necroappetens, 582 nucleotides long. The record is from the annotation of a GenBank genome assembly. NCBI's taxonomy places the organism in Eukaryota, Dinophyceae, Suessiales, Symbiodiniaceae.
AUGAUCGAAAUAUCUGCUGCCGCACAAAGCUACCUGCAAGAACUGUUAAGCAAACAGGAAGAUGGUGAUGUAGCCAUCCGCGUGUUUGUGGCUCAACCGGGCACCGCUCAGGCUGAAACCUGUAUUGCCUAUUGCCGUCCUGGCGAAGAGCAGGAAGGAGAUGUAGCGGUGCAAUAUGAGGGUUUUCGCGCCUGGUUUGAAGGACGCAGCGAGCCUUACCUGGUUGAUGCUGUAGUCGACUAUUCUGAGGAUCAGAUGGGUGGUCAGCUAACCAUCAAAGCACCGAACGCCCGAGUGCCCAGUGUUGGGCCAGAUUCACCUUUAGAAGAUCGCGUUAACUACGUGUUAUACAACGAAAUUAAUCCUGGUCUGGCCGCGCAUGGCGGCGUUGUCUCACUGGUAGAAAUCACCCCGGAUAAAGCAGCCGUUCUACAGUUUGGUGGCGGUUGUCAAGGCUGCUCAGCAGUCGACAUCACCCUCAAGCACAGCGUCGAAACGACGUUGCUGGAGCGCGUCCCUGAGCUGAGUAGCAUCCUCGAUCAAACCGAUCACAGCGUCACCGAGAACGCCUACUACAGCUAA